AUGCCGGGACCACAGAAGGCAAAAAUAUUGCAACUCAUUGAUUCCUGCUGCCAAAAUGCAAAAAGCGCACAACUGAAAUGUUUAUCGUUCGUUAUUGGAGCGGCAAAUGGCACGACGAAAGAAGCCAAGAGGACUUACAUUCAAGAACAGUGUGAAUUUCUAGAGAAGUUAAGACAGCAAAAAAUCAGGCAGGGAAGAAUUAAUAUAUUGUCUAUGGACGCUGGUGUUUCUAAUUUUGCUUUUUCCAAAAUGCAAUUGCUUUAUGAUGAUCCCCUCCCUAAAGUAUUAGACUGGCAAAAGAUAAACCUAGAAGAGAAAUUUUUUCAAAAUCUGAAAAAGUUAAGCCUGAAUCCUGCUGAAACUUCCCAACUUGUAUUUAGCCUAACAGAAUAUUUAUUCCAAUCCACGCCAAUACCUGAUAUAUUUACGAUUGAAAGACAACGAGCCAGAACUAUGUCUUCAAGGCAUAUACUAGAACCAAUCUUAAAAGUGAAUAUUCUCGAACAGAUUCUUUUCUCUAAUCUAGAAAACAAGAUGAAGUUUACCAAUAAAAUACAGGAUGCACCAAAGCUGCAGUAUAUGGUAUGCUCGUCCGAUCCACAUCGGAUGACCUCAUAUUGGUGCAUUCCUAGAGAAGAAACACCGACUGGUUCAAAAAAGUCGAAAUCUAACAAACAUAGCAAAGAUUCGAGGAUAAAGUUAGUGAAGAAAAUAGUUUCAACCUCAAUACUAAACAACAGUUCAAUUAGCUCUACAAAACUGGUUGAGUUCACCGGAAUUUGGAAUAAUAGGAUACGAAAUGCGCUUGCCAAAAAGAAAAGUUUCAAGCUAUGUGAUAUUUUAGAGAUCCAGGAUAAUUCGGGGGUAAGAAAGGAUGAUGAUUUGGCAGAUUCAUUUCUGCAUUGUUUGUCUUGGAUGGAGUGGAUAAAAAAUUAUGAAAGUAUUACUGAACUUUUGAAUUCAACGUCACUUAUUAAAAUGCAGUUCCAACAGGUAUUCGAAUUUUGUGAAAACAAAGUACAAGAGCUGAAAUGUUUACAAAAUACCUAUAACACUGACUAA
Saccharomyces paradoxus is the source of this 1062-nucleotide messenger RNA. RefSeq names its product cruciform cutting endonuclease (gene CCE1). The record is from RefSeq and is a predicted model, not a curated record. NCBI's taxonomy places the organism in Eukaryota, Fungi, Ascomycota, Saccharomycetes, Saccharomycetales, Saccharomycetaceae. Gene Ontology annotation, molecular function: Y-form DNA binding; flap-structured DNA binding; crossed form four-way junction DNA binding. Gene Ontology annotation, cellular component: mitochondrion. The coding region runs from base 1 to 1062 and encodes 353 amino acids. The transcript has a single exon.